UAAUCAGCAUGUAAGUAGUGAGCCAGGUAAAUAGCUGCGAACGCCAGGCUACGCCUAUGUUAGGGCUAUAAAACAUAUACCUGAGAUUGCCCGUGGCUUUGAUGACAGGUGUGUUCUCCCAGUGCAGUGAGCUAAUCCUGCGAGAGAGACAGUACUGCAGAGGAGCCGAGGAAAUAAUCAAUAGAGAAAUACGCGUAUCUGUGCUGUGGCUUGGUGGGGUUGGUACAUUGUAUAUAUUCGACAGAAUCACCUCAGUUAAACGAACCCGUCUUACCUUGCCAGAGAAGUACUUAGUGCCCAUCCUCGUUGAUGUACUAAUCUACGUUUGUUUACGUUGGGGAGCAGAUUUUUGCAUGAACUGCGGUGUACCAGUGAUCCCUGAUAAUAUCAAUGGCUAGUCUUUAUACUUGUACGUAAGAGUGCCAUAUUGUCUAUGACGGUUGUUGUUGAGAGUGGACUCCUCACCGGACUCACGCGCUGAAGAACUGGUUAAUUAACCAUCCCACAGGGACUCUGAUUCUGGCUCUGUGAUUUGUACUUCGGUUGGAAAUCAGAAGCUGUUAAUACCGGUGUCUGGACACUGAAAUUGGCCAUGGAAUACGCUAACCGGUGUUGGUCAUGAAACCGACAUUUUAUCACUCCGUCAUCUCGAGCAUAUUUUUGGAGGUUGCCCUUGAGGUCAAAUCUUCAUUACCUUUAUAAUCGGCGAGAUUUAUACACCAUCCCAGGGAUAUAACUGUUUUCUAGCUUCCGCCUACAAUCAACAGGACGGUGGUAUUUUCCGGGAAGUGUCGAUGGAGGCCUACCCUAAGAAGGUGGCCAAAUCUAGAAACAUCUCGUCGCUGUCCUACCUCCAUAACUAGGUAACGCUGGACUACUUACCAUUCUUUGGUUCCUAAAAGACGCAACAGUAUGUAACAUCCGUAUGGGGGUAAACGUCACCAAACGUGUCAAAGUUACCUUCAAUGACCCUAAGGAGGUGGUGAGGGUAACCCCUAUCAUGUUCAGCCGGGUGGAUACGGACAGCUUGCUGAGGACCGCCCCAGUCGGAGCCUACCUUCUCUACGUGGACUUCGACACAGACAAACUUUAUCUAUCCGUCAGGUCAUCGGAAACCGUGGAGCAUCACCGAAUUCUAGAGAUGGAUGGCCUGUAUUACUUAGAUAAGCAGCCUUACCCUUACUUGGACUCUGUUGUCCUUUACCACCGACGACACAAACUAAAGGGAACCAGGUUAACACAACAGGCCUACUUAAGUGCUAAAGCUGUGAAGCAGUUUUCCCUGAAGGUGGCAGCACGGAAUGGCAACGUACCCAUUACCUGAAGACAGUCGUCUUCUGUUCCACACUGAUAGUGUCAGAGACGAACAGUACAGGUGUGGAUUACUCUUCUAUUUUGUAUACAAAUCACCUGAGAUAAUAUCAAAAGACGUGACUGCUUGAUCACGACAACUGGAGCUUUAAAACAGAGACGACACGCCGUGCCCUGUGUAUGGCUUGUUACGGUUCAGUACCCAUCGACAAACGGCACUCGGCACCUCGCAUUCAGUGCGCCACAACAUGACCCCUGCCACAGGUCAGGUGUUGAGAGACUGCUUAAUAAAGCGCGGCACACUACACUCCAUUUUUUUGUUUUGCAGAAUCGUGCUGCGCUGUUGACUCUAUGACGAUUGCACAUUGAUUUGA
Messenger RNA from Liolophura sinensis, 1685 nucleotides. RefSeq lists its product as uncharacterized. The transcript has 4 exons. The coding region runs from base 926 to 1324 and encodes 132 amino acids. Lineage: Eukaryota; Metazoa; Mollusca; Polyplacophora; Chitonida; Chitonidae. The record is from RefSeq and is a predicted model, not a curated record.